Bradysia coprophila is the source of this 1472-nucleotide messenger RNA. RefSeq lists its product as uncharacterized. Gene Ontology annotation, biological process: regulation of gene expression. NCBI's taxonomy places the organism in Eukaryota, Metazoa, Arthropoda, Insecta, Diptera, Sciaridae. Gene Ontology annotation, cellular component: nucleus. The record is from RefSeq and is a predicted model, not a curated record. Gene Ontology annotation, molecular function: zinc ion binding.
ACAUCGAUUCCAGAGUGUUGUAAACAGAGUGAACAUUUGUCAAGAAAGAGCCUUAAUUUAUGUUUUGGAAACAAAACCAUGGACAAUUUAGUGAUUUUAAACAAUUGGUUGGAAAAGCACAGCAAUAACGACCAGGAAAAUGAUGUUCUGCUACUGGACUUUUCGAAAAUAUGCCGACUAUGCCUGAAAGAGUCGUUAAACAUGUACGGCAUCAGGAAUCAUUUAGUGGAAUUUGAGGAUGGCAGCCUGUUUCUCGAGAAAGUUAUUUCGAAUCUACUUUCUGAGGAUGAGGAUAGUAGCGAGGAUGAUUUCCCUGAAAAUAUCUGCUUCAAGUGCUCGGAAAUGAUUCUACAAUUCUACGAGUUCAAAAUUCGUUGCAAGAAAGCGCGGGAGGCACUCACGCUAUACAAUAAAAUAAUCACACAAGACGUUGUACGCGAUCUGGACAAAACGGCUGGCCAGGCAAUAGAUAGCCUACAUCAGGUUGACUUAGAUCAACCAGAAACGAAAACCGAAUUUGACGAAUUCUAUGACAACUGUCCCGUUCGUUCGGAAUCGUCACAGGACAAGCUGGAACAGUCUGACAAUAUCAAUGUCAUAAAAAUCGAACUCAUUCAUCCCAAUACGAUUGACGGUGAGACUUCUACAGUGGACGAGAAAUCAUCAUCCGCUAACAUCUGUCCGCACUGUUCGGAAAUUUUCACGAAGAGAAGUGACCUGAACAAGCAUUUGAAAACGGUUCACAAAGAUAAGACGCUGGUUUGCGAGAUAUGCCAUCAGGCAUUUUCGCAAAUUCAAACGUUGAAGCGCCAUUCGAAAAUCCAUCAAUCCGAUCAGCGGAACAAACUGUGUCCGUUUUGUGGGAAAUGUUUUGUUCGAACGGACGAUUUGCGACGGCACGUUAGGAUACAUACGAACGAAAGGCCAUACGCUUGCGACAAAUGUGAUAAAAAGUACAAGCAAACGUCUGAGUUGAAAGAACAUCAAAAGUCCCAUUCGAGCUUGAAAAGCUACGUGUGCAACGUCUGCGGCAAAACGCUGGCCACAAGAAACGGAAUCUACGUACACAUGAAAGUUCACAAUGGCAUCAAGAAUCACGAGUGUCAGACGUGUGGCACCAAGUACGUAACGGCCGGCCAAUUAGCCUCGCACAUAAAGCAUAUCCAUUCGAAACAGAAACCGUUUCUGUGUUCGCACGAAAAUUGUUUGAAAAGCUUCGUGACGAACAUUGCUCUGCGCGCUCAUGUACGAUCGCACUGUGUGGUGAAAAAGGAGUUCGAAUGCACCGUUUGUGGUAAAAUUUUGACAUCGUCUUCCAAAUUGGCAGUACACAAACGGAGUCAUGGUGUGAUGACAGAUACAAAUACGACCACAGAACAGAGUCAAUUUAUUGUUACGAGUUGUGAAUGAAAAGUAAUUUUUUUGUUAGUGUUUAAGAAUGAGUGGAGGAAAUGUUUUUAUUUAUACGAAAA